AUGCGAAGCAAACAGUGUGAAUUAUGUGAUCUCAAUCGCCCUGCACUAGUGCGUCCCAAAACUGGUCAAAGGAUUUGUAAGGAUUGCUUCUACUAUGUGUUCGAAACAGAAAUCCACAAUGUCAUGACCGAACACAAGCUGUUCCAUCGAGGGGAAAAAGUGGGUAUCGGUGCUAGUGGAGGAAAAGACAGCACGGUUUUAGCAUAUGUAAUGAAACUUUUGAACGAACGAUACGACUACGGCAUUGAAUUGUAUUUAAUUAGCGUGGACGAAGGAAUUCGAGGAUACAGAGACGAUUCUCUGGCGACUGUAAAACGGAAUCAGCAGCAGUAUGAACUUCCAAUGACCGUGGUUAGCUACGAGGAUUUGUACGAUGGAUGGACCAUGGAUAAUGUUGUCGCUCGUAUUGGUUUAAAAAACAACUGUACCUACUGCGGUGUCUUUCGCCGUCAAGCUUUGGAUCGGGCUGCAUUGAGUUUGGAUAUCCAUCAUCUAGUCACCGGCCACAAUGCCGACGACAUUGCAGAAACUGUAUUAAUGAACUUGCUACGCGGUGACGUUGCUCGUCUUCCCAGAAGCACUGAAAUAACCACUCAGUCAGAUACUUCGCCUACGAAGCGUUCCAAGCCUUUCAAGUAUACGUACGAAAAGGAAAUUGUUUUGUACGCUCAUUAUAAAAAGCUCGAUUACUUCUCCACUGAAUGCACAUAUUCCCCCGAAGCAUUCCGGGGAACUGCUCGAGCCAUGAUCAAGCAGUUGGAAUGCAUUCGACCAAGUUCAAUAUUAGAUAUCAUUUAUUCUGGCGAAGCCAUGCAACUCUCUGAUACAGUGCAAGAGAGGCUUCCCCAACAGACGCAGUGCGAGCGAUGUGGUUUUAUAUCCAGCAACCGGAUUUGCAAGGCCUGUAUGCUUUUGGAAGGAUUGAAUACUGGCAUCCUCGGUUUGGGUUUGGGGAGCGACCGGAAGACUCGAAAGUUGCAGUCUCAGACACCGGAGUGUGCCAAAGGGUAA
This is a messenger RNA of Schizosaccharomyces osmophilus, 1011 nucleotides long. RefSeq names its product cytosolic thiouridylase subunit Ctu1 (gene ctu1). The transcript has a single exon. The record is from RefSeq and is a predicted model, not a curated record. Gene Ontology annotation, biological process: tRNA wobble position uridine thiolation. NCBI's taxonomy places the organism in Eukaryota, Fungi, Ascomycota, Schizosaccharomycetes, Schizosaccharomycetales, Schizosaccharomycetaceae. Gene Ontology annotation, molecular function: tRNA binding. Bases 1 to 1011 code for a protein of 336 amino acids. Gene Ontology annotation, cellular component: mitochondrion; cytosolic tRNA wobble base thiouridylase complex.